Messenger RNA from Closterium sp. Naga37s-1, 1248 nucleotides. Lineage: Eukaryota; Viridiplantae; Streptophyta; Zygnematophyceae; Desmidiales; Closteriaceae. The record is from the annotation of a GenBank genome assembly.
AUGGCGCUCGCUUCCGCCGCUUCUAUCGCCCUGGCGCCUGCCGCCACGGUCGCCUGGGUUUCGGCCAAGAACUCAUCGCGAGCAGCUCCCAGCGGUGCCGCUCUAGCAGUUCCGCUUUCCACAUCCUUCCGCGAGCUCCAGGUCUCUUCGACGAAGAAAUCCGCUCGGGUUACCCUCCAGCCGCUUCGCAGCAGCGUUCGAGCCAACGUGGUGACGGAGCCAGCGACCAAGAUCAACUUCCCAGUCACUCUAGCGGCCCCUGGUGGCUCCAAGGACCUCUCGCUGCUGGGAACCGGGGUGCGGGAGAAGAAGCUUGGGCCGCUGGCGGUGAAGGUGUAUGGAGUGGGUGUGUACGCUGAACCGCGGCUGCUGGAUGUGCUGGCGGGCUGGAAAGGCAAGGCUGCAGACCGCGCCUUCUUUGAUGCCAUCGCCUCCACUCCGUGUGAAAAAUCCAUUGUAAUUGUGUUGGCACGCAACGUGGGGUCCGACCAGUUCUGGAACGCCCUCACAGAGGAGCUCGCCCCGCGCCUCACAGCAGCUGGCGAGGGCCUUGACGCUUCGCAGUACGCAUCUGACGCUGUCGCCGAAUCCGCUGUUUCAGCUGCAGAAGCUUUCCGCUACCAGAUCCUGAGCAACAUGAAUCCCGAAUAUGAUUACUUGUUCAAGUUGUUGCUGAUUGGUGAUUCUGGUGUCGGAAAGUCUUGCCUCCUUCUACGAUUCGCGGACGAUUCCUACCUUGAAAGCUACAUCAGUACAAUCGGAGUGGACUUUAAAAUCCGUACUGUCGAGCUCGACGGCAAGACUAUCAAGCUUCAAAUUUGGGAUACUGCAGGCCAGGAGCGUUUCAGAACGAUUACAAGUAGUUACUACCGCGGUGCUCACGGCAUCAUUGUUGUUUACGACGUCACAGAUCAGGAAAGCUUCAACAACGUGAAGCAAUGGUUAAACGAGAUUGACCGUUACGCCAGCGAGAAUGUUAACAAGCUCUUGGUCGGAAACAAGUGCGACUUGACAAACAAAAGGGUUGUGGACUACCAGACUGCCAAGGCCUUCGCAGACGAGAUUGGCAUUCCUUUCCUAGAGACGAGUGCAAAGAACGCCACAAACGUAGAGCAGGCUUUCAUGACCAUGGCUGCUGAGAUCAAGAACAGGAUGGCGAGUCAGCCAGCCCUCGGCAACAAAGGUGGUGGUCAGACUGUGCGUCCUGGAGAAAGCAGGCCGUUGCAACAGAACAGCAAUUGCUGCUAG